CGGCUGCAAAAACCUGCGUUGCCUAUGUUAACCCUUGCGACAGAAGAUAGGAAAUAGAAUAAAAGAGAGGAAAAGUAAGAAAAAAAGGAGAUAGAGGGGACGUAGAAUUCGUCGGACUGCUUUACCGCCGGCGAAGAAGAAGGACGACCUGGAUCGUGAGGGAAGAAGAGGGAAAGCGAUCAGAGACGAUUCCAGGAUGGCACUGCGGCGGAGGAAGACGAACUUCAUGCUCUGGUCGAGGUAGUCGUCGCCGGGAAGGAGAAGCACGCUGGCGGUGCCGCUAAGAUCGCCGGAAAACAAACCAAGCUGUCGCCACAUGCCCCACUGAAACAGCCUAUCAAUUACAGUUCACUCCACCAGAGGCGACUGGGGAAUCGCCGCAGAUCUGCAGAGCUGCCGGUUUCCUUUCUCUCUGCUUGGAUCGCACACCUUGGAGGAGAAGAGUCAGAAGACCCCGAAAUAGGUGGUGGUUUGAUCCUGUUGAAGUUGAAUUCGAGAGAGCUUCCGCUAGAAAAUAUAAUUAGUAAAUCAUUGUAUAUUUUAAUUUCAAGAACUCUAUUUAAUUAAUAUUAUUUUGAGUUAAAUUAUUUGAGAAGUGGUUAGCCUGUGCACUCGGUUAGGUCGGAACCGAGUGUGGCGGUAACGCCCCUAUUUCUCUUUGUUUUUUCGCUGCACAAUUCUGAUGUUUUCAAAUAAAGUAAUAAAUAAUGUUUUAUUUAAAGGUAUUUUUGGGUGGGAAAUUUGUGGGUGUUACAUCAACGACUUUCCAGAGUGUGCUUACUUCUUAGGAGCUGGGCCCAAAGGAACCGCCCGAGCAUCCCCGUCCGGGAGAGGACCCGACCGGGACGCAAAGCCUCGUUCGAGAGUGUGCCUACUCAGGAGCUGGCCCCAAGGAACCGCCCGAGCAUCCCCGUCCGGGAGAGGACCCGGCCAUGAUGCAAAAGCCUCGUUCGAGAGUGUGCCUACUUCUCAGGAGCGGGACCCAAGGAACCGCCCGAGCAUCCCCGUCCGGGAGAGGACCCGGCCGGGACGCAAAGCCUCGUUCGAGAGUGUUCCUACUUGUCAGGAGCUGGACCCAAAGGAACCACCCGAGCGUCCCCGUCCGGGAGAGGACCCGGCCGGGACGCAAAGCCUCGUUCGACAGUGUGCCUACUUCUCAGGAGCUGGCCCCAAGGAACCGCCCGAGCAUCCCCGUCCGGGAGAGGACCCGGCCGACACUACUACAUUUUUAGACCUAAUGUAACAUUAAAGAUGUAACAUAUCUAUAAUAGUGUUACCUAUUUCUCUAAUGUAACACUUUUUAGACCUAGUGUAACACUUUCUAGAAGUAUAAGUGUUACAUUAGGUACUAUAAAGUGUUACAAUAGAUCAAAUGCAACACCAGCAAAUGUAAUGGUAAAAAAAUGUUACAUUUUCUCUAAUGUAACACUUUUCAUGGAAAAUGUAACAUUUUUUUACCAUUACAUUUGCUGGUGUUGCAUUUGAUCUAUUGUAACACUUUAUAGUACCUAAUGUAAGACUUAUACUUCUAGAAAAUGUUACACUAGAUCUAAAAAGUGUUACAUUAGAGAAAUAGGUAACACUAUUAUAGAUAUGUUACAUCAUUAAUGUUACAUUAGGUCUAAAAAUGUAGUAGUGCGGGACGCAAAGCCUCGUUCGAGAGUGUGCCUACUUCUCAGGAGCUGGACCCAAAGGAACCGCCCGAGCAUCCCCGUCCUGGAGAGGACCCAAAGGAACCGCCCGAGCAUCCACUUGCUCACCAAUGUAUUUAAUGCAAUCAGGCCUAGUACUUGAUAUGUGUGCCAUCAAUCUGGAGCUACCACCUCAUCCUAGCCUCAACUCCUCCUUGGUAUAAAUACCCCCUAUUUGUGGCAUAAGGGAGGGGAAUUUCUGCCAAUUAAUGCGUAAAGGCUGCCAAAACCUUCUUCCCAAGAUCAACAUUUUCUUAGUUAUUAAUAUUUGCUUAGUCUUUAAUAGCACUUAUUGUAAGAGUCUUGUAAUCAAGACCAUAUAUUGUUAUAGAGCCUCGGUAUUAACAUAUUAAUAAAGUCUUACCUUUU
Cuscuta europaea is the source of this 2060-nucleotide messenger RNA. Lineage: Eukaryota; Viridiplantae; Streptophyta; Magnoliopsida; Solanales; Convolvulaceae. The record is from the annotation of a GenBank genome assembly.